This is a messenger RNA of Nasonia vitripennis (jewel wasp), 5273 nucleotides long. RefSeq names its product protein jagged-1 (gene Ser). Gene Ontology annotation, molecular function: calcium ion binding; Notch binding. Gene Ontology annotation, biological process: cell communication; multicellular organism development; Notch signaling pathway. The record is from RefSeq and is a predicted model, not a curated record. NCBI's taxonomy places the organism in Eukaryota, Metazoa, Arthropoda, Insecta, Hymenoptera, Pteromalidae. Gene Ontology annotation, cellular component: membrane. The transcript has 6 exons. The coding region runs from base 1444 to 5091 and encodes 1215 amino acids.
CGGCUUUCGACUCAGUAUCCCUCGAGCAAGCGCCUUGUCCGUACCCUGCGGACGCACCGCUCCGUCGUCCGAGCAACUCAGCUCAGCUCAGCACAGCAGAAGCGCCCAGUCUUCGGCCGCGCUCACAGUCGUCGUUUUCCAGGCACACGCAAGCCGGUCGUCCAGUCCACCUGCGGGCGAGAAGCAGCCGCCGAGACGCGUAACCCGGUGGCUCUCCCUCGUUACUCUCCUUCCGCAGUGCCGGUGCGCGGAGCCGCGGGCCGCCAUCGGCUCUCGCCCCGUAAGUGAUUUAUGACUGACGAGUGUCGUGGGAUCGAAGCAGCAGAGACCGCGGCAGCGAUAAACAAACGAGUGCGUCGGUGCUUCCGCCGCUCGAGUCGAGUGCAGCAUCAGCAGCGGCAGCAGCCAGUGUUGAGAAGCGGCGCUCUGAAGAGACGGGCCCGCGCGCGAGGAGAGAAGAAGAGGUCACGAGUUCUCCAGGUCAGGUCGCGGGGCACAGGCAGCCGAGAGCCUGCCGUCGCCACCGCCGCUCGCGCGAGCGCGAGAGAGUUUCGCCGCAUACCGCUGCUAGAGAGUAUCUUGCAGCAGCAGCAGUAGAAGGUGCACGCCGUGUGUAGAGGCCCAACGGCGGGGGGAAAUAUCACCUUCGCCUCGUCGCCAUCUUCGAUGUAUCCCCGCAGCAGCCUCCAGAGAUCCGAGCGGUGAACGUACGCCGUGCAUAGAGUGAGAGAGACGAGCUGAGCUGGCUCCCCGUAAGUGGAGCGCGCGGGUCGUGGGAGAGCGCGAUUGCGAUUUUCCAUACGCUCUCUGCCCUCGUCACACGUGUUGUGCGUGACGCGAGCGAGACGAACGAGACGACUGCAGCGGCUACCGGCCCUCGCGAGCGAACAAAGAGCGGCGCGCAGGUGCAGCAGCGCCGAAUCGCAGAGUGCGCGAGUGGUGAACGUAAAUACGUAAACACGUACCUAUGUACCUAAGUACCUAGAAGUGCCCCGCAGUGUCUGUCCCCACGUGUGACUUCGGUCGAGCAAGAGUGUGUAGCCGGUACGGCCCCCGGACGAGACGGUUCGAGCGCCGAGAGGUUCACCUGUUGCAUGCAGAGCAGCAGCCAGCGUGCCGCGCGAGCGCGAGACGAGGGAAUUUAGCCCCCCGGCUCUCGAGCGAAAAGUGCCAGUGCUGGAUUCAUUGAGUGUUGUAUAAGUGCGCCGCCGAUUUGCCUAACUCGAGUCUACUACUGAGUGCCAGACGAAAGAGUGUAUAUUGUAUAAUUUUGAUGAAAAGUAAAUUCGAGUGACCGGAGCUUCGAUAGCGAGUGUCGCCUCAGCUCAUCGACGCCGACACAGCAAGCGAGUAGACCUGCGCUGGCCUGGAGUGUUGCGCGGGCCGCGAGUGGAGCAUACGACGAGUGGUGAUGCGGUAGUCGCGGGAUUCCCGAGGGAAGCCAUGAGGGCGGCCGCCGCCUACGUCCUGCUUCUUGCCCACCUCAUACAGGCGACAACCGGUAGCGGAUUCUUCGAGGUGCAGAUCCUCUCGCUGACGAACAACCGGGGCACACUGGUGGACGGGCGAUGCUGCGGGGGCGGGGGCAGGAGCAUCAUCAGCAGCAGCAGCAGCAACAGUCAGCUGCAGUCGCAGCAUCACCCGCCAUGCACGACGCCCUGUACCACCGCCUUCUGGCUCUGCCUCAAGGAGUACCAGUCCAACGUCACAGCCAUCGGCUCAUGCAGCUUCGGCAACGUAUCUAGUCAAGCCCUCGGCCAGAACACAUUCACUCUCACCGAGCCUGUCACCCUUCAGCUACACUUCACCUUCAGAUGGACGAGACAAUUCACGCUGAUCUUGCAAGCGAGGGACGAAGGAAGCGCUGGCGUGAUCGAAGAGGCGAGCUACAGCGGUAUCGUGCUGCCCGGACCCACGUGGCACACGCUCAACCACCAGGGCAGGAACGCCCACCUCGCGUACCGGGUGAGGGUGCAGUGCGCCGAUCACUACUACAACGCGACCUGCACAAAACUGUGUCGGCCGAGGAACGACAUCUUUGGCCACUACACGUGUGACGAGAACGGAGACAAAGUCUGUAUUCAGGGAUGGAAGGGCGCCGACUGUGAAAUCGCUGUGUGCAAGGAGGGCUGUCACCCGGUGCACGGCCACUGCAACGUCUCGGGCGAGUGCAAGUGCCGGCACGGCUGGCGCGGCGAGCUCUGCGACCAGUGCACCCCCUACCCGGGCUGUAAGCACGGCUACUGCAACGGCUCAAGCUGGCAAUGUAUUUGCGACACCAACUGGGGCGGCAUCCUCUGCGACCAGGACCUCAACUAUUGCGGCACCCACGAGCCCUGCCAGAACGGCGGCACCUGCGAGAACACGGCGCCCGACCAAUACCGCUGCACCUGCCCCGACGGCUUUUCUGGGCCGACCUGCGAGAAGGUCGAUAACCCUUGUGCCUCCAACCCCUGCCUCAACGGCGCGAGCUGCACCGAGCAGGGUGAAACGGCGCUCUGUAACUGCACCGCGGGCUUCACCGGCCCAUUUUGCGCCACCGACAUCGACGAGUGCGCCUCGCAACCUUGCCUCAACGGCGGCACUUGUGUCGACGGCCAGAACGGCUUCACCUGCAAUUGCCCCCCGGCCUGGCAAGGCAGCACCUGUCAGUUCGACGUCGACGAGUGCGCUCUCGCCGAAUCGCCCUGCAAGAACUCCAUCACGUGUUACAACCACGCCGGCGACUACACGUGCAAAUGCAGGAGCGGCUUCACGGGCAAGAACUGCACGCGCAACAUCGACGACUGCGUGGGACAGUGUCAGCACGACGCGCUCUGCAUCGACCUCGUGAACGACUACCACUGCUCCUGCACGCCAGGCUACUCGGGCAAGGACUGCGAGAUCGACAUCGACGAGUGCGCCUCCAAGCCCUGCCAGAACGGCGGCGAGUGCCGAGACCUCGUCAACGCCUACGAGUGCGUCUGCCCGGUCGGUUACACCGGCUUCCAGUGCGAGAUCGAUCGCGACCAUUGCAGUCCCGAUCCCUGUCGUAACUCGGCCCAGUGCUUCAACACUCAGACGGACUACUACUGUCACUGCACCUCCCAGUGGCAGGGCAAGAAUUGCUCCGAGCCGGCCGCCCACAGCAACCAGGUGGGUCUGUUCGACGACAGUCUCGGCUGCGGCAACGAAGGCACGCCUUGCGCUGGUCGGGGCCGAUGCAGCAAUGGCCAGUGCAUCUGCGAUCCUGGCUACACGGGGAUCCACUGCCACGAAAACAUCAACGACUGCCGCGUCAAUCCCUGCCUAAACGGGGGCACCUGCGUCGACCUCGUCAAUUCCUUCCAGUGUAUCUGCAGAGAGGGCUGGACCGGUGAUCUUUGCGAUCAAGACGUGGACGAGUGCAUGAAUUCGCCGUGCCGAAACAACGGCACCUGCGUCGACGGCGUCGCUGAUUUCACCUGCAUUUGCCGCAACGGCUGGAAAGGCAAGACUUGCGCGCUUCUCGGAGGUCACUGUGAACCCGGGACUUGCCGACAUGGUGGUACUUGCCAAGAUCGAGGCGACGGCUUCACGUGUCACUGUCCACAAGGUUGGGAGGGUGCCGCCUGUCAUAUCGCUUCGCCGGCCUGCGCCUCCAGUCCUUGCGAGAACGGCGCGACCUGCGUCAACAGCGCGGACGGUGGUUAUCGCUGCAUCUGUCGCGAAGGCUUUGAGGGCGCCAACUGUCGCAGAGAUGUUGACGACUGCCAGCCUUUGCCUUGCCUCAACGGAGGCCGCUGCGUAGAUGGUGUUAAUUGGUUCCGCUGCGAGUGCGCGCCAGGUUUUACUGGGCCUGACUGCCGCAUCAAUGUCAACGAGUGCGCUAGCGACCCAUGCACCAAUGGAGCCACUUGCGUCGACGGCAUUGCUAGCUACUCGUGCGUAUGCCCACCAGGACGUACGGGUAGCCAUUGCGAGAUACGUACCGCCGGUGGCCCCGGAUGUCUCGCCGCCAGUUGGGAUGACGACUGCAACGCCUGCGAGUGCAGAAACGCUAAAACUCAAUGCAGCAAUGUCUGGUGUGGUCCAGGCAAUUGUCUCAAUGGAACCUCUUGUCUGGCCCACGAAGUGUGCGUACCCUCGCCUGGCGAGAGCUGCCUCGUUCCUCCCUGUCCGCCCUGGGGCGAGUGCAGGCCUGUGGAGACUGGAAGAAGAGUCGGCCCGCCGGCUCUGCCUGCGCCGCCGUCCUGCUGGCCCGGACAGGCCACUCCUGGUCCAACCUGCGCAAGACUGACUAUCCUGCUGAGGAGAGACUCUCUGGCGUCAGGCACGUCUGUCGAGUUGCUCUGUAGACGACUUCGUCGCCUCUUGGCCGAUCCAAGACGACCACAGUCCGUGGUAUUACUGUGUGAUUUGAAACCUGGAGAUAACGACACGAUCGAGGUGACGAUAUUCUCGGAGGCUGCGGGCGCAGCUGCACGUGAUCUUGGCGAGGCCUUGAGUCGGCCACUCGGCAGGCCGUUCGCCCUGGCUUCGGUCGUCGAAGUCAAGGUCGAGACAGCUUUGCUAAGCAGUGACGGCAAUGCAGCCGGUGGAAAUGGAGGAGGCUAUCUUGCCGUACUUGGAGGAGCCUUAGCAACAGUGCUACUCUUAGCGAUACUCGUCGGCCUAUGGUAUCUCCGAUCGACGAGGCAGCGAUCUGGCUUGACAGCGACGACAAGCAGCGAAACAUCAUUGCACAGGCACAGGAGCGAUCUCGACGAGAAGUCGAAUAACUUGCAAAAUGAAGAGAACUUACGAAGAUACGCGAAUCCCCUUAAGGAUCAGGACGGCGAGCCAAGGGUCUCAGUUGUGAGGCCACUUUCCGGAACAUCAUUAGGACCCUUAGGACCUGGCGAGGAAAGUCUGGAAAUGGUUAGCGAAGAGGGCAGACAUAGGUUGCCGCCGCUUUAUAAGCCACCUUGCGCUGAAAUGAGGAACAACACUGCCAGCUUUAGCUACGAGGAAGGGCCGCACAAACCGUACAGUAAGCCGAGACUGCAGGAGCCAACAUACAACAGUUCGCAUCAUCAGCCUGGCACGAGUCAAACGCCGAAUCCACAGCAGAUGCUUACGGUGCAUGUCUGAAUAUUCAUCCGAGUGCUUAACGUAUUUACUGGUAUUCGAAAACCGAGUUCGAUGACCGGUGAGUUUCAAUGAAAAGUGAGGAACUAUUUCUACGUUUACUUGUAGACACUACACGAUUAUGUGUGACUGAGAAGAGCGAAUUUUUUGUAAUAUGAAAAGAUAAAAUUUGUGUAACCAAGUGA